Drosophila novamexicana is the source of this 641-nucleotide messenger RNA. It is a transcript of the gene mRpL48, whose product is annotated as 39S ribosomal protein L48, mitochondrial. The coding region runs from base 82 to 627 and encodes 181 amino acids. The transcript is spliced from 3 exons. The record is from RefSeq and is a predicted model, not a curated record. Lineage: Eukaryota; Metazoa; Arthropoda; Insecta; Diptera; Drosophilidae. Gene Ontology annotation, cellular component: mitochondrial ribosome.
GAGGUAUCGUCAUGCAGACUGAACGUGUACGGCGCCGGCUGUGCCGAACAGCUGUUGUGACAUAACCUGCGUCUAUUCAAAAUGCUGCGCCGUAUAUUACCCGCGGCGCGACUGUCGCUGCAGCUGACAAAACCUGCAGUUACAGCAACCCGUUCGAGCAGCUACAGCGUCUAUGAGCCGGACUACCUCGAGUCACUCAAGCCCAAGUUCCCGCAAUACGAGAGCCUUAAUGUGCAAAUCAAAGGCUACGAUUAUCCGCUGCUCGAGAGCUAUCAACGUUUCCUGCACAGCGUGGCCGAGUAUCUGGAUCUGGAUGUCUCCGAUUGCUAUGCUCUGCCCCCGCAGCAGACCCAAGUGCAACGGCUGCGGCCCAACUCCACGGUCAUUGAGUCCGAGUACAAGCUGACCACCUACGAACGCAAUCUGCAGCUGUGCAAUGUGGAUGCACCGAUCUAUCCGCAAUUUCUGCGCAUUGCACAAGCGGCGCUGCCCGAGGGCGUUCACCUGUCCGUUUCGGAGCACACGGAUGAGCUUGAGGAGCGUCGCUAUGUGCCUGACAGGGAUCUGCUCGAUCUGAAGGCGGAACUGGAGCGCAUGGGCGGCGCCACACCCACAAAGAAAAAAUAACAAAAACCAUUGUC